UCAACUAUUAACAAGAUACUCUCUUAAUUAAAAUGGCUUUAGAAACAAAAGAAGAAGAAGAGAUAGUUGUGAUGAACAUGGAUAAUUUUCAAGAGAUCCAUGUUUCUAAUCAUCCCACUAUACCACAACUCCAAAACCAGAAACAUCAAAAGUUUCGAAGAAAUGAUUCUCUUGAGAUUGAAUCUCGCACAACCUCUCACGUCCAUCACUCUAACGGUUCAUCCAUGGCGAUAAUACUGCAACUGGCGUUUCAAAGUCUCGGAAUAGUUUACGGAGACAUCGGAACUUCUCCGUUGUAUGUGUUUUCAAGCGUCUUAUACAUACAUCGGAAAAGUAUGAAGGACUAUGUUUAUCCAUGGCGAUAAAUCAC
This is a messenger RNA of Lathyrus oleraceus (garden pea), 370 nucleotides long. RefSeq names its product potassium transporter 1. The transcript is spliced from 2 exons. The record is from RefSeq and is a predicted model, not a curated record. NCBI's taxonomy places the organism in Eukaryota, Viridiplantae, Streptophyta, Magnoliopsida, Fabales, Fabaceae. The coding region runs from base 33 to 365 and encodes 110 amino acids.